AUGCUUGAUGAAUUAGAAUUAUUGGUUGAAAAAGAAUUAGCAAAGUUAAAUUCUCUCAAUCCAGUCGAUAAGAAUUCUCAAGUUGUCUAAAUACCAUUGAAAUAAAAUAAGGAUACUGUUAAUCUAAUCAUCUAAAUUGAUAAGCCUAAAGAAAUUAAAAAUCAAUUAAUAGAAUAAUAGUGUUCAUUCAGACCUAUGCUAUCUAGGAAAUCACUUAGAAUUGCUGAAAAAUUAGGAGAUGCAAAAGAAAGAUUAACUAAACCUAGAUCAGUCACACCUGAAAUCAAAGAAUAAUCUUAAUCAUAAACUAGAAAAAGAACUAUUUCAGGAAUUGCUCCUAGAUGGGAAUAAUUAUAUACAUUAGAUCAAUUUUAUAAAUCUAAAAAAGAAUAAUUGAGACUACAAUUAGAAAUGGAAAGAUCAAAAGAAAGUGAAACCACAUUUUAACCAGAUCUUUCUAAAAGUUAAACUAAAUAUUGUGAUUUUAGUAUGCCUUUUCAAUAAAGAAAUAGAUAUUGGGAAACUAAAAAAUAACAAAAACUUAUUCAAUAUUAAAAGGAUGUCUAAAAUGAAAGUCAAUCGUUAUGUACCUUUAAACCUUAAGUUAAUAAAAAAAUUGAAUAAAAAAGUGUCAGAGUAUCAGAAUUCAAUAAAAAAGGACUUAUAACAUAUUUUGAAAGAGUCUAAUAGGCAAAUAAGAAAAAAGAAGAACCUAAGAAAACCUCAAAAUGGAAACCUGGAGUUACUAUACCUUAAGAAUUUAAAUUAAGUCAUACAAAUAGACAAUUAUGA
Paramecium sonneborni is the source of this 792-nucleotide messenger RNA. The record is from the annotation of a GenBank genome assembly. NCBI's taxonomy places the organism in Eukaryota, Ciliophora, Oligohymenophorea, Peniculida, Parameciidae.